AUGGAGCUUCUGCAAGAAGAGCUUUCACCAGAUGACUUCAAAGCUACUAAAACAAACCGUAUUAAGUAUACCAGGCAGGACUCGAUACAUGGAGCUUACUUCACAAAUGACUUUGAAUGGAAGGAUUACAGUCCCGCAGUUUUCAGACGUUUGCUGGAGCUUGACAGUAUAAUUAGUUAUGAUGACUACCUGCUUACAGUACGUGGAGAUGACACUCUAAGGGAGGUUUCUUUACCAGGACGCUACGGUAGGGUGUAUAUAUUGCCUGGUGACAAACGAUUAGUGAUUAAAACUCUGCGGAAAUCAGAAAAGCAGGUGUACCUAGAAAUGCUUCCAAACUAUUACCGCCAUGUUAAGAAGUACGGGGCCUCACUUUUUAAAAGACUCUAUGGACUUCAUGUUAUCAGGCCACCGGGAGGUAUCAAGGUUUACUUUGCAGUUUGCGCAAGUGUAAUGCCGUCAGAACUUUGCUUAUAUAAGUGCUAUGAUCUCAAGGGCUCUUCAGUUGGUAGAGCCCGCAACAGAUCACACGUCCACGACACGGCCAUACUUAAGGAUCUGGAUUUUGAUUUUUGCUUUUACCUGGAUCCAUUAGUCCAUGCUCGGCUCUUAGCAGAUCUUGAGAAUCAUGAAACUUUACUUCUCUGCUAUGCAUUGCAGCUGCUCUACCAAUUAUUUGAUUUGUAUCGCGUUUCUAGACGAAAAUUUGAGCCCAUAAUAUUGUUAUUUGGCAGACAAAUCAAGUAUGACUGCGAGUUUUUGGAGGCCGAGGGCAUCAUGGAUUAUAGUUUAUUGCUUGGUUCAAUUGAUAAAAGAAAUUCCAGAAGUUUUGAUGCCAAAAAGCAAAUAGAUGAUGCUUCUGAAGAUGAUGAAACCUCAUCAGAGUUAACUCUUGCCGAUAUCUGCGAUCUAAUUGACAGGCCUGGUUUUAAAUUUGGCGACAGACUGCCAGCACGCGCUGUCCGAGCCUUCAAUAAUGGAAUGGAGAGUAAAUCAUAUAGGUCCAGCAGAUCACAUGAAUGCUUCAAUGUUCUUUUAUUCUUUGGAAUAAUAGACUUUUGUCAGAAUUACAAUAUGAAGAAACGCAUUGAGCAUGCUUUCAAGGCAAUCAAAUAUGACUCUAAGUCCAUCAAUACUGUGAACCCCAAAGCCUAUUCUUCUCGCUUUCAAGAGUUUCUGAGCGAAGUAUUUCUGCCCGAAGAGUCGGAUGACUUUGAUCACAACUAG
Malus domestica (apple) is the source of this 1227-nucleotide messenger RNA. The record is from RefSeq and is a predicted model, not a curated record. Lineage: Eukaryota; Viridiplantae; Streptophyta; Magnoliopsida; Rosales; Rosaceae.